This is a messenger RNA of Triplophysa dalaica, 1221 nucleotides long. It is a transcript of the gene mul3, whose product is annotated as mitochondrial ubiquitin ligase activator of nfkb 1-A. The transcript has 6 exons. The coding region runs from base 194 to 1003 and encodes 269 amino acids. Lineage: Eukaryota; Metazoa; Chordata; Actinopteri; Cypriniformes; Nemacheilidae. Gene Ontology annotation, biological process: protein ubiquitination; organelle organization. The record is from RefSeq and is a predicted model, not a curated record. Gene Ontology annotation, molecular function: ubiquitin-protein transferase activity.
CUCGUGGACAUCAUGAUGCUCACCGCCAUACAACACGAAUGAUGGCGGAUUAAAUAACAAACUGAUACACGGUCAGUUGUGGUUUCGUGAUUCAUCGGAACUCAAGGUUUACUUUCACUGAGCUGAGGUGUGUUCGUGUGUGUGUGCUCUCACCUGUCGUCUCAUCUGAUGAGUUACAUUGUUACUAAGAGAAAUGAGUGACUUAUUCUACAGCCCAUUGACGGUCAUAUGUGCUGGAUCCAGCUUGGCUUUCUCUGCGGUGUUUUAUAAGCUGUACAAAGAUAAAAAACAAGAGACACAGAAGCUGAAGGAGAUCCCACACUUUCAGCCAGACCAUAACCUGCUCAGAAUACUGAACGCAACCCCACACAAAAGACUUCAUUAUGUUGCUGUAGACGGUUUGGUGCAGGCUAACGGAGAGCCUAUUACCAGCCAAUACGCACAACGCUGUCACGGCGUUGUGCAGAAAAUCACUGUGCAGGAGCAUUGGAAGUAUUGGAACUCAAUGAUGAAAUCAUGGGUCUCCAAAACGGUGAACAAGAAGGAAACCAACAACACGGUGCCUUUCAGCCUGGUCCAGCCCGGAUCAUAUGUCAACGAGGUCUCCGUCCAUGUGGAUUCUCCUCUGGAGGCGGCCGGGGAUUACCUGGAGCAGGUGCACAAACGCCUCCGACAGGCUCAAGAGGGCCUGGUGGGCAUUGUGCUCCACGAGUUCAGCGGGGAGAAGCCCGUUGCUCUAGAGGAGCGUGAAGAGAUGCUGCGGGUCGGGUCUUUUCUCACAGGGUUCGGAGAGCUCGUGCUGGAGCAGGACAAGGUUGUGAAGUUGCGGCCACCUAGAGACGGCCGCAGUUACAUCCUGAUCGCCAGCGAUUACAAGAGCUUCAUUCAGCGGCACGAGAACAGCGCCAACAUGUGGAAAGGGCUGACAGCGCUGUUCGGCAUCACUGGGGUCACGCUGCUAGCUGGUUUCAUCCAUACUGGACUCAAGGAUAAGAAGAAGUGAUUGAGUCUUAUCACUACUACGCACGAGAACAGAUUUACUUUGAGUGGUUGGUGCUGUUUAAAUGGGUUGUGGAUUUAUAAGUGGGAGGAUGUCUGGGUACUUGAUUGAAAUCUGCUAAAGCUUUGGUUUCCAAUAAUUUUUUUUUGAUUAAGAUGUUUAAGAAUUAUGAAAUGUACGCAACAUGCCACACUAGGUAAAUAAACAACUAUGUGCUGCAA